This is a messenger RNA of Arvicola amphibius (Eurasian water vole), 6508 nucleotides long. RefSeq names its product leucine rich repeat containing 58 (gene Lrrc58). The transcript has 4 exons. The record is from RefSeq and is a predicted model, not a curated record. NCBI's taxonomy places the organism in Eukaryota, Metazoa, Chordata, Mammalia, Rodentia, Cricetidae. Bases 57 to 1157 code for a protein of 366 amino acids. Gene Ontology annotation, molecular function: protein binding.
CUGAGGUUCCGGGGCGCGCCGCGGGGGCGGCGGCGGCGGCCUGGGCUUCGGGCGGGAUGGAGGAGGCCGCGAUCGGGGAUGCCGAACUCAACUGGUCUCGCCUUAACGUGUCGGCCGAGGCCCUGGAGUCGGAGCUGGAGGCGCGCGCCGAGGAGCGGCGGGGCUCGCGGGAGGCGCUGCUGCGGCUGCUGCUGCCCUACACCCGGCUGACGUCGCUGCCGCGGGCGCUGGGCGGCGGUUUCCCGCACCUCCAGCUCCUGGACGUGAGCGGCAACGCGCUCACGGCGCUGGGGCCCGAGCUGCUGACGCUGAGCGGCCUGCGCACGCUGCUGGCCAGGAACAACCGGCUCGGCGGCCCGGGCUCGCUGCCCAAGGGCCUGGCCCUCUCGCCGCUCUGCCGCAGCCUCCAGGUGCUCAACCUCAGCGGCAACUGCUUCCAGGAGGUGCCCCCCUCGCUGCUGGAGCUGCGGGCGCUGCAGACCCUCAGCCUGGGCGGCAACCAGCUGCAGAGCAUCCCCGCCGAGAUCGAGAACUUGCAGAGUUUAGAAUGCUUAUACCUUGGAGGAAACUUCAUUAAAGAAAUCCCACCAGAAUUAGCAAAUCUCCCUUCUCUGAAUUACUUGGUGUUAUGUGACAACAAAAUCCAGAGUGUGCCUCCUCAGCUCUCACAGUUGCAUUCUCUUCGUUCCCUGAGUCUCCACAAUAACUUGCUGACAUACCUGCCUCGUGAGAUCCUCAACCUUAUUCAUCUGGAAGAGUUGAGUUUGCGAGGAAAUCCAUUGGUUGUCCGUUUUGUUAGGGAUUUAACAUAUGACCCUCCAACUCUUCUGGAAUUAGCUGCAAGGACCAUUAAGAUCCGAAGUGUUUCUUACACUCCUUAUGAUCUUCCUGGGAAUCUCCUUAGAUACCUGGGUUCAGCCAGCAACUGCCCAAACCCAAAAUGUGGUGGAGUCUAUUUUGACUGCUGUGUCAGACAAAUUAAGUUUGUGGACUUCUGUGGGAAGUAUCGCCUCCCCCUGAUGCACUAUUUGUGUUCUCCAGAAUGCUCUUCCCCCUGCAGCUCUGCCUCGCACAGCUCCACGUCCCAGAGUGAGUCUGACUCCGAAGAUGAGGCCAGUGUUGCCGCGCACAGGAUGCAGAAGGUCCUUCUUGGCUGAGCAGCAGUGGGUGUUGACAAUGCUAAAACUAAACAAAGAUGAUUCAGAAAGACAAUGAAGCUGGAAGUUGAUUAGAAACCUUAGUGUUUUCAUCUUGAAUGUCCAUGUAAGAGUUGCAGUGAUCUAUCCGUUCAGAAAGAUUGAGUCUAGUUCUGUGCUUAGGUUCUUUGAGUGUAAUUUAUUCUGCAUGGCAGUUCAAAAUUCAUCAGCUGGUUGGUCACAAUUUUUACUAAGUCUUUGCUGAAACAUUAGAAGAAUGGUACACUCUGAGGAGCAGUCACAAUCAGCCUGGAGUGGUGUUACCUGGGGCCGUUGGGUUGACUAAGACGUCAUCACAAUUGUGCUUCCAGAGUUGUCCUGAUCUGUGCUGAGCACUAGGUUGUAAAUAAUGAGCGUCAUCCAUUAUUGAGCCUUUCUGACCAACUAACUGGUACCGUGAGGACUGUCACUUUUAAAUGGAAUAUUUAAGCUCCAGCUCUGGUUUUGUGUGAUUGUUAUUAACUAUAUGCAGUCUAGCUGUGAUGUGUUACAGUGCCUUAAUCCCAGCAAGGAUAUGGAAGCUUAUUCUAGAGAUGAUUUCAGAGAAGCCUGCAGCCUGACACUCUGCAGAAGACUUGGAAAUGUGCUAGCUAAAGAACUGUGUAGAUAUACCUGAGCCCUACAGGCCUGGAACUCUGUGUAGAAUGGGCUGGCCAGGAACUCAGAUCCUCCUGCUGCGGGCCUUAAAGGUGUGUGCCACCACCUGCCUCCAUGGCCCUCUUAACUUCAUUUUGUUAAUUGCAAUGAUCUCUUGUUAGCAUGGCUUUUAUACUUACGGGAGGCUGCAGUUGUGAUCAAUCAAUUUGCCAAAAGAUAGAAUAAUCUAUAAUAAUAUUUGCCAACAGGAAAAUUAAGAUGGCAAGUGAUCUAAGAAAAACUGCUUUAUAAUAGUGGACUAAACCAAGAAAAGUUGGCCAUGAUUGUGCAUACCUCCAAACCAGCACUAGGAGGUAGAGGCAGAAGAUGAGUUUCGUAGUUAGCCUAGGCGCCAUAGUGAGGUUGAGGCCAGCCUGGGAUAUAUUCAUGAAAACUUGUCUCAGAGUCGGGGUGGGUUAGGGUGGGGGUGGAUUUUAACCAUCAAAUGUGUCUCCUUUGCUUGUAUCAUACAGUAACCCAAAACUUUCUCUGCACUUGAAAGAAACUACAACUAGACGACAUGACAGUGGAAGAUAGUCAAUGAUAGUCUGAGGUGGAGCUCAUUAUGUUCAUCCACAAUAGAGCCAUUGAGCACUGAGAAAGAAGCAUCAAUAAAACAGGACAGAAAACGCUAAAAUGUUAAAGUGUAGGAGAAAAAUAGCAACACAAAUUAUUGUCAUUGGAAAUUAACAGAUUUGCCAGCUAGUUGAUUAUUCAAUAAAAACUAAUAUUAAAACUAAGUUGGAAUUAGGAAACAUUGACUCUCGAUACUGGUGAUCGAAUAAGCAGCCUGCAUGUAGUAGCAUGAAGACCGGUUGGUAAGCGCUAACAGUAGGUUCAGAUCACAUCAGGGCGCCGGUGAUCUCUUGAAGUGUGCUUUGUUAGAAGCCGGCUGUAUGCCGACAAUAUUUGCGUGGUAGGUUUCUUGUAUAUAUUACUUUUAUUUUAGUAGAUUAUAUUAGUAGAUUAUAGGGUAAUUCAGGGUUUGUGUGUGUUUGUGUCACGCCAUGAAACACGAGAGUUUCGUGGCUGCAGUUGUGAAACGCUGCUAUAGUGAGUCCCCUUACCUUUUCCUCAAAAUAGUGUAGUAAGAUAAUUUUUAUUUAGGAAUUUUCUUCCUGUGUUUAUAGAAGUGAUGUUUCUACUGCUAGCAUAGUUAAUUGUACGGUAGAAGUUAUAGUCUUUGUACUUCCCCAAGUGUGCAGCUGUAAGCUGCGGACUGCUGGGUUAGGACAGGCAGUGACACUUGGACAGUGCCCAAGUGUCAAACUUGUAAAUGCUUUGUAAUUAGAUGACUUUACUUACACAACACAGAAUAUUUUCAUGGAAAAUGUUCAGAUGAUGGGACCCUAUUCUUCUGGUUUAAAUACUUGUAGUUUUUUGAUUGAUAAUCCUCUAGUACUAAGUAAUAGCUUGAGUAGCCUUUUAGGAAUUACUUGUAAAUAGCCUUGUAAAUAGAGCAUCUAAUGCUACCCUUUCCAGCUUCCUAGAGAGAAGGUAUACCGUUUCAUCUUUCAUAAGUGUAAAUAUUCCAGCCUUUGGCAUGUAGAUGUAUCCUAUGUAGUUCUUUCAACGAAGUGUUUUUUAUGUGUGUAGUUAAGCUCUGAACAGUGAGCCAGGUCAGCAUGUAGCUGUCUUUUGGGCAGGGGUUGGGUUUAUAGGAGUAGAUGCAGGGCCUUGUGCAUGCUGAACAAGCUACAGUCACAGAUAGCUUUUAAUGAAGUCUUCAUUGGUAGCUGUUUUACCUUUGUUUGUUUGUUUUUAAUCCAUCUUAGGCCUUAUCCUUUACAAGAACCGCCAAUGAUUACUAAAAUCUUUUCUUUUAUAGACAUUAGCUUAGUGAGAUAGGAAUUGGCCAUCUAGGAUUCUGGUCAUCUUCUGAAGUCAGCUGAAUGUAGUAGUAGCGGUAGUCUGUCUCGCUAGUUAUGAAUCCCAUAUUUAUCCAGCUAAUGAACUCUUAGAGUUUCAGAAUUGGCAAGGGCUAAUUUUCACAAUACAGCUGUUUUAUUUUCUGAGACAGGGCCUGGCUGUGUAGCUCAGGCUAGCCUUGAACUUACUGUGUGUAACCCAGUCUUGCUUCAGCUGCUCGAGUCACAGGUGUAACCACGGGCCCAGCUCAGUGUGCCAGAGGUGCCUCCUGGUCUGAAAGUCUUGACGUUUAAAUUUUUGUCACUAAUGUUAAAAAUAAACAUACGUUGUAAAUUGACUUCAAAUAUGAGAAAGUUGGGGGUAAGUAAAUAAAAAUUAAAGGCAACCCUCAAUAGUGCAGCAUGUCACUGCAGACCAGUUCUGACAGACACUGCAAAUACUGGGUUUAAAUAAAGACUCAAGAAGAGGUUCCUUGCUUGAAUGUUAAGAAAAACAAAUCUUUAGAAGCAGCAAAGGAUAGGGAAAAUUAAGUCAUAGGGAAAUCCCUGCGCCAGUGAAGCUCUGUUGAAUAAUAAGGAAUUGUUUUAAAAUUGACUUGCCAAGUGGUCUGUUGCUGGCAUCUGAAAGCCUAGUCACUAAGUUUAAUACUGUUAGUAUUUUAUUGGUCCCUGUGCUGGAGGCUGUUCCAUUGCUCUGGUAAAGCAGAACCAGCAAGCUGUAGCUUUCUUUUACCCUUGCUCUUCCCAGAGUUGGAAGGUAGUUCCUCAUUGGCCUCCUUACUAGUAUAGUAGGUAGCCUUGGUGAAUUGCGCUUUUUUCUUUUGAACUGCAAAUUAAACAUUUAAUAGUAGCUUUUUUGCAUAAAAACAUGUUUAUUCUCUAAGUUCCCAUAUGAGUGCUUAUAGAUAUGACUAUCAGUAAAAGUGUAUAUGUAAAAUUAUUUAGCUGCAUUUAGUUUAAAGUGCCUAAUUUUUACCUAAUUGAUUCGCCUUUCGUCUAAAAGUAGAUUUUAAGUAUUGCUCUCCAUUUAGAUCAGCAUACUGAGUUUUUAAGUUAGUCUAGGCAGUGUAACCCUGGUGAAGGGUGCUGUGUAGGCUUCAGGCAGUGGGACCUGUAGCAUGUAGCUCUGUUUCUUUGCUUAGAAAAGAAGUGUUUAGUUAGCUUCAUCAUCUGUAUGUUAAGCAUUUAAUAUUGUGUAACAUUGAUUCCGUAGCAUGUAGUUUUAUAUUUUCAUCAUCGUGUACUCUUUUUGAUAGUGUAGUUGGUAGCAGUACCCUUUGUGGUCUGGGAGUAAGUGCCUUAAGUCUUCCAUUUAACUCAAAGGACAGUAUAAAGUAUAUUAUAUGGUAAAUUGUCAGUAAUGGCCAUGUGGUCUUCUGCAUUAACUUGAAGGAGAAAGUCUGAUCCUGAGAGAGUCCUUUGCCACCACAGGCCUGCUGGUUUCUUUUGGGGGGGGUGGGCUUCUGAGGAGGGAAUCUUAAUCAUACUGUACCAGGAGAUAAGAGCCCUCUGGAACCAAGAAUCAAGCACCACCACCACCCUGCCCCCAGAAAAGAAGUGUAUCUUUUAUAUAGUAUUUUAUUUAAAUGUAUAUGCUACCACAAAGGACAACAGAAGUUCCUCUGUUGUCAUAGCAUCUUAGGAAAAUAUUGUCACUGAGGUAUAGCAUGUUGUAUCACCGUUUCCUAUAGGCUGAAAGGGGUAGUUUAAUAUGUGCAAGUGCCACCGUUCUUAUGUUUUUCUUGAUCUCUAUUUACUAAGGAUUGAAUUAAACAUUCCACUAGCUCACAGCUGAACACUUAGGAGGUCUUGACGGGUGCUGCUAGGCUUUCUCUUAGCAGUUGUCAGCCUCAGUAAUUGAAGAAUAUUCAGCCUCGUGUGUUACGUGUGCAUUAAAUCUAGUAGCUUAGUGAAGGUUAUUUACAUGCAGAAAACUGCAUUUACUAGAACAUACUCUAUUCUCUUGGCCAUGAGUAAACUGAAUAAAAUUGUUCAUUCAAAACUCCAGCUGGAGGAAGAAACUAGGAUUAGAUUGGUAUUGCUGUUACUGCAACCAUAAGUAAGUUGACUGGCUUUGUGUACAGGGAUGGUUGAGAAUCCUGUUCUCACAGUUCACAUGGUCAGCACUGGUGUUGCUGAGAAACAGUGUUGACCCCAGUGUCACUUUCUAGCAGUCAUGUGCAGACUUGUGCUGAGGUUUGUUGCAUUCUGAGUCCACUUGGUGUUGUUAGAACAGAACACAGUGGGAAAGACUGUCUGCAUAAUCAGCCUUCGCUUUCUGUAGAGUCGGGGGCUUCUGAUGCCGACAAGAUGCUGAAAAGGUGUUACUUCAAAUUACUAUGUGUGCUCUGACUUCAUUAGUUUUCAGUACCUAAAGUCUUAUGUAUUAGAAAUAUCUGUAUAAGUAUAUAUGUAUAACUAAAAUGUAAGUCAGAAAUGUGAAUUAAUAAUGGAGUUUGUUUUCUGGAAAAGAUAUAGUCCUGUUAUAUCAAAUUUAUGUUACCUUAUAAUGGCUAAUAUUCUAAAAAGAAUGCUUAAACUAUUUAAAUUUUUGUGCCUCCUCCUCCAAAGGACAUGAAAAAUAUGGUCUUAUAUUAACUUUAUGUACUUACUUUCUUCAUGAAUUUUGCCUUAAACAUUGUGCCUUGUUUUAGUAAAUUGUUUUAUUAGAUUCCAAUUCUGGUCUUUGUAACAGCAUUUUAUUCUAAACAAACAUUUAUUUUAAAAAGAAAAUUUAUAAUACCUGUAUUUGGUAUAUCACUGCUUAUUUGUUUAUUGAAUUUAUUUGAAUACACAACUCCAAAAAUA